AUGGGACCAAUCCCUACAACAUGUCAAGACAUGAGAGUAGCAGAACUAAUAUGCCCCCAAUCAAACCAAUGGGAUGUAGUGAAGAUUAGAACCAUACUACCUGAUUAUGAAGAGCAACUCCUACUCCUACAACCUAGAAAGAGAGGAGUUGAGGACAAACAUAUAUGGCUACCAACCCCCUCUGGUGAAUAUUCUGCUAAAUCCAGAUACCAUUCUGCCAUAUCAGGAACAGUGAACACACCAAAUCAUUCAAGCCAGGAGGAAUUUAAUUGGGAGAAGGAAGUCUGGAAUGUUAAAUGCUUACCGAAGGUCAAAUUCUUUCUCUGGAAAGCUUUGAGAGGUGCUCUUCCCCUAGGAGAAAAUCUGAAGGGAAGGGGCAUAAACCUGGAGGCAGGAUGCCCUUUCUGUGGACAAGAGGAAUCCACUAUUCAUCUGUUCUUCCACUACAACUUUGCCCAACAGGUUUGGACUCAGGCACCAGUCAAAAGGAUGUUAGAUACAUCUCUCAUAUCAAGCUUUCGAAAGGGAAUAGAAUUGUUAAGCAAAUUACAAUGCUUACCCCCAACUGGAAUUUUCGAUGGCUCGCUUGGUGUCUGGAUCAUCUGGUAUAUUUGGAAGCAUAGGAACAAGCUUCUCUUUGAGAAGACGGUCGCAUCUGCACCGGCGGUAAUAUCCCAGGCGACUGCUCAAGCGAGGGAAUGGACGGCAUCCCAUAUCUCUCUCUGA
Camelina sativa (false flax) is the source of this 726-nucleotide messenger RNA. The record is from RefSeq and is a predicted model, not a curated record. NCBI's taxonomy places the organism in Eukaryota, Viridiplantae, Streptophyta, Magnoliopsida, Brassicales, Brassicaceae.